UUUCAAGACUAAACAGAACAAGGGAAAAAUGCGACUAGGAACGUUUUUAAUUUUUGUGACAAUCGUGGUCACAGCUGCUGCGUUGAGCGUAAUUCCUCCGAGAAAGGACAAGGCAGAUACUGACACGUUGGAAUUGGUUCAAAUUAUGUGGAGACAUGGCGAUCGCACCCCAAUUGUGCAGUACCCAAAUGACCCUCUGCAGAACGAGACGUUGUGGUUCCCAUACGCGACUGGAUUUGAGGCCAUCACAAAAAAAGGAAAGCAAAUGCACUAUGACUUUGGACAAUAUCUUCGCAAACGAUAUGAGGGUUUCCUCAGCCCCGUUUACAGCCAGAAAGAAAUUUAUGUGCAAAGUUCAGACGCAGACAGAGCCAUUAUGAGUGCAAUGAGCAAUAUGGCUGGUAUGUGGCCCCCGACCCCAGAGGACCCCAGAAGUGAAUGGAAUCCACAAUUGCAGUGGCAGCCAAUUCCGAUUCACACGAUUCCAAAGAAAUUAGACAACUUUAUCAACUUUGGAGCUCCAUGCCCCAGAUUCAAAGAGUUGAAAAAAGAGUACACAAAUGAUUCCCCUUUCGCCAAAUCCAUCAACGAGGCUCCUGAAAAUUCAAAACUCUGCCAAUACAUAAUCAAACAUGCGGGAGUCAAGGAAUGUGAUUUUGAGGUUAUCAGCGACAUUUGGGACACGUUGAGAAUUCAGAAAGCUUACAACAUGACGCUGCCACCCUGGGUGGCUUCAGUUUAUGACCAAAUGGAGAGUUUGAGUGCAAUUUUCUUCGACUCUCGGGUCCUUGUUCCAACUGAAGAGGCGAAAAGGGUCAAGGCAGGUCCAUUGCUAAGCUUCUUGGUAAAAAACAUGGAGUUGAGGCAGAAUGAGACGAAGGGUGUUGCCAAGAUGUACGCCCUCUCAGGUCACGACACCACCAGUUCAAUCGCUUUGGGGGCUCUGGGAGUUUUCGAUACUCAGUUUCCAAGUUAUGCAAGCGCUGCAAUUUUCGAAAUGCACAAAAUACAAAAUGAGCACGUUGUCAAAGUAUUCUUCCGCAAUGACACCAGCGUUCCACCGUUUGAGUUUGAGAUUCCAAAUUGUGGAUACCCAUGUCAUUUGAAUAAAUUCAAGGAGAUCUUGGCCCAUAUUUUGGUAGAUGGAGAGAAAUGGAACGAGGUCUGCAAAUCUGGAGGAAGUUCCCCAUCCGCAUCGAAAUCAUCCGCUUCCGGCGCAAUCUCCACAACCGUUCUCCCUCAUUUCACAUCCCAUUUCAUCAUGCUCAUUACCAAUUUGCUGCUCAUCUCCAAAUGGUGAACGAUGUCGAAGACUGUUGUUGACUGUACCUCGUCCUUUCGUGUCCUCUCAUAAUUUAAUCUCAAACAACGAUUAUGCAUCUCGUACACAUUUUGAUAAUAAAUUGUAACAUGUUGAAGUAAAAUGGUA
This is a messenger RNA of Folsomia candida, 1429 nucleotides long. Its product is annotated as prostatic acid phosphatase. The transcript is spliced from 8 exons. Lineage: Eukaryota; Metazoa; Arthropoda; Collembola; Entomobryomorpha; Isotomidae. Gene Ontology annotation, molecular function: phosphatase activity. The record is from RefSeq and is a predicted model, not a curated record. The coding region runs from base 29 to 1300 and encodes 423 amino acids. Gene Ontology annotation, biological process: dephosphorylation.